Molecule: messenger RNA, 584 nt
Organism: Dufourea novaeangliae
Lineage: Eukaryota; Metazoa; Arthropoda; Insecta; Hymenoptera; Halictidae
Product: adult cuticle protein 1-like
Exons: 3
Coding region: 40-540 (166 amino acids)
Source: RefSeq, a predicted model, not a curated record
GCUCUACAGCCACUACAGUGGAAAACCGCAGCAGCAAUCAUGAAGUUUUUGGUUCUUCUCGCAGCGUUCGUGGCGGCCUGCUCCGCAGCCCCUAGCACACUUUUGGCACCAGCCUUAGCAGGAGUGGCCGUUGGUGGGCCAGUCGUAGGAUCUACAGUAGUUGCUGGGCCUGCGGCUGGAGUCGUCAGAGUAGCCGGGCCUGUUACUGGCGGAGCCGUGGUCACUGGGCCCGUUGCUGGUCCCUCCGCUGUUGUCGGCUCUGUCGCUGGACCCACUCUCGUUUCUGGAAACGGUCUUGGUGCUGUUGUUGUUGGCGGUGGAGUUGUCCCAGCUGGCCUGGUAGCUGCGGCUCCAGCGGUCCUGGCUGCUCCUGCGGCCACGGUCGUAGCUGGACCAGCAGGAUCGGUCGUUACUGGUCCAGUGGCGUCUUCUGUCGUUGCAGGCCCAGUGACGUCCGCGGUUGUCGCAGGCCCCGUUGCCAAAACGACCGUGAUCGGUGCUUCUUCCUCGGCUGUGAUCGCCGGAGGCCAUAUCUGGUAAUAGACCAGUAGGACCAUUUAUACCUCGUGCCUGACUCAGGACCA